Nerophis ophidion (straightnose pipefish) is the source of this 6230-nucleotide messenger RNA. Its product is annotated as alpha-2A adrenergic receptor-like. The transcript has a single exon. Bases 97 to 1188 code for a protein of 363 amino acids. The record is from RefSeq and is a predicted model, not a curated record. NCBI's taxonomy places the organism in Eukaryota, Metazoa, Chordata, Actinopteri, Syngnathiformes, Syngnathidae. Gene Ontology annotation, molecular function: adrenergic receptor activity. Gene Ontology annotation, cellular component: membrane. Gene Ontology annotation, biological process: adenylate cyclase-activating adrenergic receptor signaling pathway.
AAACCCAUCUGGGUCCAAUUUUUUUGUUUGUUUCAACUGCGAGGAUCCCGAAUAAGACAGAAGAAUGAAGACUGCUGAGCUCAGCUAUUAAUUUCGAUGGGUUGCCUGAACUUGAGCAAUGAGACCAGGCAUCCUUACACCGCCCGGACCUCGGCGCCGCUCACCCUCCUGGUGGGCGUCCUCAUCCUGCUGACCGUGUUCGGCAACGUCGUGGUGGUCAUAGCCCUGACCACCAGCCGGGCGCUGAGAGCCCCCCAGAACUUGUUCCUGCUCUCCCUGGCCUGCGCCGACAUCCUGGUGGCCACCUCGGUGAUGCCCUUCUCCCUGGCCAACGAGCUGAUGGGUUACUGGUACUUUGGCAAAGUGUGGUGCGAAAUCUACCUGGCUUUGGACGUCUUUUUCUGCACCUCGUCCAUCGUCCACCUGUGUGCCAUCAGCUUGGACCGAUACUGGUCCAUCACCCGGGCCAUCGAGUACAACCUGCUGAGGACGCCGCGCCGGAUCAAAAGCACCGUCUUUAUCGUUUGGGUGCUGGCGGCCCUUAUUUCCUUCCCGCCUUUAAUCACCAUGAAGAAGGACGAAGGCAAGGAGGACCGGCCGGAAUGCAAAAUUAACGACGAGCUUUGGUACAUUGUCUUCUCCAGCACCGCCUCCUUCUUCGCGCCUUGCGCCAUCAUGGUGCUGGUCUACGUGAGGAUCUACCAGGUCGCCAAGCAGAGAACUCGAGCGCCUCCGGGUGAGAGGUCGAGAGAAAACGGAAACCAGCAGGAUCCAAAGUGCAUCGCCGACGAGCAGGAGGAGGAGGGGAAAGUCCGAGGGGAGGAGGAAGUGGACGAGGAGCAAUCCUCGUCCGACGAGAACGAAGUAGCGUUGUGCUCCCGGACGAAGAAACGGUGGAGAGCCGAAACGGCGGCGGCGGCGAGCAGGUGGAAAGGCAGGCAGCGGCGGGAGAGGCGCCUCACCUUGGUCCUGGCCGUGGUGGUGGGGGUAUUCGUCCUCUGCUGGUUCCCCUUCUUCUUCACGUACACGCUCACGGCCGUGUGCCCGUGCUGCGUGCCCGAGACGCUCUUCAAGAUGUUCUUCUGGUUGGGCUACUGCAACAGCUCCCUCAACCCCGUCAUAUACACCGUGUUCAACCACGACUUCCGCAGGGCCUUUAAAAAGAUUCUCUGCAAAAAGGGACGUUGAUACUUGUAAACAAAACACCUCCCUCGGAGCAUGUUUCAUUUGUUUAUGCAAGGUGGCAUCUGUGGCGUUUGAGGGAAUAUUGCUGUUUGUUGUCACCUCAUAGCAGACCCGGGCAAAAUAUGGAUUUUUAGGACUUUUAAUCCGGCCCACCGGGACGUUCUACAUAAUUUUUUUAGACCUUCAUCAUCAUUGUGAUGUGCAGUGUAGUUUUUAAAGGCCUACUGAAACCCACUACUACAGACCACGCAGUCUGAUAGUUUAUACAUCAAUGAGGAAAUAUUAACAUUGCAACACAUGCCGAUACCGCCGGUUUAGUUUACUAAAUUACAAUUUUUUAUUUCCCGCGCAGUUUCUUGCUGAAAACGUCGCGUGUUUGUGACGUUAUUGGUUGAGCCGACAUUUUUAGCCCAGGACCACCUACGGCUAAAAGUCGUCUCUUUCCAUCGCAUAAUUAUACAGUAAUUUGGACAUCUGUGUUGCUGAAUCUUUUGCAAUUUGUUCAAUUAAUAAUGGAGACGUCAAAGAAGAAUGCUGUUGGUGGAAAGCGGUGGAUUGCAGCAGCCUUUAGCAACCGAAACACUGCCGGUGUUUCUUUGUUUGUUGUGAAGCUUUAGCAAACAUGUUUCUCUACCACAUGUCAACCAACAAGUUUUGGGAUGAGAAAAUUGUGAUAUUAAGUCGGCUCUUACCGGAGACUUGUGCGGAGUUAGCGUCCUCCUGCAGCAGCUGUCAUCUUGGCUCCUCCAUUGGCUUAAUUCUCUCAGAGACACUGGCGUUCACCGCACCACUGCGACUUUCAGGUACGACUUUAUAAUCUCACUAAAACACUAUUAACACAAUAAGCAGAUAAGGGAUUUUCCAGAAUUAUCUAAUAACAUCUGAAUCGCUCCCACUUGCACUCGCCUUUUUUCUCUUUUUUCUAGUGCUUCACUCUAACUUUCCUCAUCCACGAAUCUUUCAUCCUCGCUCAAAUUAAUGGGAAAAUUGUCGCUUUCUCGGUCCGAAUCGCUCUCGUUGCUGGUGGACAUGAUUGUAAACAAUGUGCAUAUGUGAGGAGCUCCACAACCGGUGACGUCACGCGCACAUCGUCUGCUACUUCCGGUACAGGCAAGGCUUUUUUAUUAGCGACCAAAAGUUGCAAACUUUAUCGUCGAUGUUCUCUACUAAAUCCUUCCAGCAAAAAUGUGGCAAUAUCGCGAAUCGAUCAAGUAUGACACAUAGAAGGGACCUGCUAUCCCAGUUUAAAUAAGAAAAUCUCAUUUCAGCAGGCCUUUAAAUGACCGUAAGUCUUGUACUAUACAAAGUGUUUCAAUGGUGGAAAUCUGCACUUUUGGGUGUUACAGGAGUUAUUACGGUAAUGUACGUCAGUGUUUUUCAACCACUGUGUUGCGAUGGGAGAUCAUCGAAUUUCACCUAUUUGGGUUAAGAAUAUAUUCUUGCAAACCAGUAAUUAUAGUCUGCAAAUGAUGUGUUGUUGUUGAGUGUCGGUGCUGUCUAGAGCUCGACAGAGUAACCGCGUAAUACACUUCCAUAUCAGUAGGUAGCUAAUUGCGUUGUAGAUGUCGGAAACAGCGGGAGGCAGGGUGCAGGUAAAAAGGUGUCUACUGCUUGAACCAAAAAUAAACAAAGAGUGAUGAGCCUAAGAGGCUUUGAAGCUUAGGGAAGGCUAGGCAGAACGGAACUAAAACUGAACUGGCUGCAAAGUAAACAAAAACAGAAUGCUGGACGACAGCAAAGACUUACUGUGGAGCAAAGACGGCUUCCACAAAUAAUAAAUUUUAUAUGUGAAAAGCAUUUUAUAUUGAGCAAACAUCCUCAAAGUGCUACAGUGUAUUUUAAAAAAAAAAAAAAAAAAGAUUAAAAAAAAAAAACUAGAACAGCCUAAUAGCUAGUAUGCAUAUAUCUAAAAAAGUUUUUUUUUAAAUGUUUAUUUUUUUUUCUAAAAGAAGGGUUUUUUAAGCCGGGCAGCACGGUGUAGGAGGGGUUAGGGCAUCUGCCUCACAAUAUAAAGGCCCUGAGUAGUCCUGAGUUCAAUCCCGGGCUUGGGAUCUUUCUGUGUGGAGCUUGCAUGUUCUCCCCGUGACUGCGUGGGUUCCCUCCGGGUAGUCCGGCUUCCUCUCACCUCCAAAAACAUGCACCUGGGGAUAGCCCCCUCCCACCUCUAAAGACAUGCACCUGGGGAUAGGUUGAUUGGUAACACUAAAUUGUCCCUAGUGUGUGAAUAUUGUCUGUCUAGCUGUGUUGGCCCUGCAAUGAGGUGGGGACUUGUCCAGGGUGUACGCCGCCUUCCGCCCAUGUGCAGCUGAUAUAGGCUCCAGCCACCCCCCGCGACCCCGAACGGGACAAACCGGUAGAAAAUAGAUGGAUGGAUGGAUUUUUAAGCCUUUUUUAAAAGCACACACAGUCUGUGGUGCCCUCAGGUGGUCAGGGAGAGCGUUCCACUAAACUGGAAAAACCCGGUCCCCCCAUUGUUCGUAGCUUUGUCCUCGGAGGUUGGAGGAGGUUAGCCGGAGUGGAGGUGUCGUUAGGAGGAUUUGGGGGUGAGCAGUUGUUUGAGGUAGAGAGGGGGGCAUUUCCAUGGAGGUACAAAGUGCAUCCGAACAUGACAUGACAAUCGACAAUGUCUCCACAAAGAAGGGGUAAAAAACUGGAAUAUUCUUGAUCGCUAAAACAAAAUACAGUUUCGCUCAACGGAAGACAUGAAACUGUUACAGGAAAAUAUCAAAAAAAGAGAGAAAGCCACCAAAAUAAGAACUAGAACUACACACGAGAAAACAGCAAACAAGUCCAAAUAAGUCAGGAUGUGAUGUGACAGGUGGUGACAGUACACCUACUCUGAGACAAGAGCUAUAGUGAUGCAUGCUUGGUUAUGCUUUAAAGUCAUUCCCAAUAAAUACGACAUUUUACUGUCAACUGAGUUUCGUUAUUUUAGUGAUUUCUGCCGGUGGUGUGCCGCCGCAUUUUUUCAGCGCAAAAAAUGUGCCUUGGAUCAAAAAAGGUUGAAAAACACUGAUCUAGAUCACAGCAGCUCAGACCAGGAACAAAGCAGAGUGUGGCCUGUAUCAGGAACAGAAGCAGAAGCACAUUUUUACAACAAAGUUCUGCAUAAAAGUGAUAAUAUAUCAUAUUGUAGUUGUUUAUUACAUUUUUUACAAUUUCUUACAUUUUUGUUGUGAUUUUCUUGAUUGUAAAUAAGUCUGAGAAGUAAAACAUGUUCAUAUGUUGUUAAUAUUCAGUGUUUUAUUGUUCAUAGUUAAUAUUGUAAAUCCCAGUAAAAGAGGAGCGAUGUUCACAUGUUGUCAAUAUUCAGUGUUUUAUUGUUCAUAGUUAAUAUUGUAAAUCCCCCUUCUUUAUUUCCAUGAACAUUUUGGGUGUCUCAUUCAGUAAAAAAAACUUAAAAUUCCAUUCAAUUGUUUUAUUUAAGGUGGUCUGUCAUAACUUUUUAGAACUCUAUCGGACAUUGUUACUUUUGGUAUUAGUGUUCCUGAAAAAAAGGGACCUAAACACACAAAAUGUACAGCAGCUAAAUGUGUAUAUAUCAUUUAUACACACAUUUUUUUAGACCUCUAACAUCAAAACUGCCAUUAUGAUGUGCAGUGUUGUUUAUAAAUGACCGUCAGUCUUGAACUAUAGAAAGUAUUUCAAUGGUUGAAAUGUGUCAGGAAGCAAAUAUUUUUACAACAAAUUUCUGCAUAAAAGUGAUAAUAUAUCAUAUUGUAGGUGUUUAUUACCCUUAGCAUUCAUAUUUUGCUGUUUGUUAUGUUUAUGUUGUGUUUUGCUUGAUUAUAAAAUAUGUCUAUUGAGGAGCUGGUCUGAGAAGUAAAAGAUGUUCACAUGUUGUCAAUAUUCAGUGUUUUAUUGUUCAUAGUUAAUAUUGUAAAUCCCCUUUCUUUAUUUUCAUGAACAUUUUGGGUGUCUCAUUCAGUAAAAAAAAACUUAAAAUUCCAUUCAAUUGUUUUAUUUAAGGUGGUCUGUCAUAACUUUUUAGAACUCUAUCGGACAUUGUGACUUUUGGUAUUAGUGUUCCUGAAAAAAAGGGACCUAAACACACAAAAUGUACAGCAGAUUUUUACAGCUAAAUGUGUAAAUAUCAUUUAUACACACAUUUUUUUAGACCUCUAACAUCAAAACUGCCAUUAUGAUGUGCAGUGUUGUUUUUAAAUGACCGUCAGUCUUGAACUAUAGAAAGUAGUUCAAUGGUUGAAAUGUGUCAGGAAGCACAUUUUUAUACAACAAAUUUCUGCAUAAAAGUGAUAAUAUAUCAUAUUGUAGGUGUUUAUUACCCUUUACAUUCAUAUUUUGCUGUUUGUUAUGUUUAUGUUGUGUUUUGCUUGAUUGUAAAAUAUGUCUAUGGAGGAGCUGGUCUGAGAAGUAAAAUAUGUUCAUAUGUUGUUAAUAUUCAGUGUUUUAUUGUUCAUAGUUAAUAUUGUAAAUUCCAGUAAAAUAGGAGCAAUGUUCACAUGUUGUCAGUAUUCAGUGUUUUAUUGUUCAUAGUUAAUAUUGUAAAUCCCCUUUUUUUAUUUUCAUGAACAUUUUGGGUUUCUCAUUCAGUAAAAAAAAACUUAAAAUUCCAUUCAAUUGUUUUAUUUAAGGUGGUCCGUCAUAACUUUUUAGAACUCUAUCGGACAUUGUGACUUUUGGUAUUAGUGUUCCUGAAAAAAAGGGACCUAAACACACAAAAUGCACGGCAGAUUUUUACAGCUAAAUGUGUAUAUAUCAUUUAUACACACAUUUUUUUAGACCUCUAACAUCAAAACUGCCAUUAUGAUGUGCAGCGUUGUUUUUAAAUGACUGUCAGUCUUGAACUAUAGAAAGUAUUUCAAUGGUUGAAAUGUGUCAGGAAGCACAAUUUUUUACAACAAAUUUCUGCAUAAAAGUGAUAAUAUAUCAUAUUGUAGGUGUUUAUUACCCUUUAUAUUCAUGUUUUGCUGUUUGUUAUGUUUAUGUUGUGUUUUGCUUGAUUGUAAAAUAUGUCUAUUAAGUUGUUGUUGAUAUUCAGUGUUUUAUUGUUCAUAGUUAAUAUUGUAAAUCCCAGUAAAAGA